Messenger RNA from Rattus norvegicus (Norway rat), 911 nucleotides. NCBI's taxonomy places the organism in Eukaryota, Metazoa, Chordata, Mammalia, Rodentia, Muridae. The record is from RefSeq and is a predicted model, not a curated record.
UUUUUGUCUCCCUGUUGCCACACCUUCUCCCCAGUCAUCUGACUGCCACAUAGCUGCACACACUUGUAUACAAAGGCACAGACACCGCCUGGGCUCCCAGCCCCAUCCCCCGCCCCCACCCCCACCCCAUCCCCAUUCCCAGCAAUUGACCAUGGCCUCAGAAGCAGAGAAGACGUUCCAUCGAUUUGCUGUCUUUGGAGAAUCAUCCAGCAGUGGCAAUGAAAUUACCAACAAGAACUUCUCCAAACUCUGUAAAGACUGUGGCAUCAUGGAUGGCAAGGCAGUGACCUCCACAGAUGUGGACAUUGUGUUCAGUAAAGUGAAGGCCAAGAAUGCCAGAACCAUCAACUUUCAACAGUUUCAAGAGGCUAUGAAGGAGCUGGGCCAAAAGCGCUUCAAGGGGAAGAACCCAGAUGAGGCAUUGGAAGAUGUUUUUAAACUCAUGGAAGGCAAGGACCCUGCCACCACCGGUGCUACUAAAGCGACCACGGUGGGUGGAGUAGACCGGUUGACAGACACCAGUAAGUACACCGGAACCCACAAGGAGCGCUUCGAUGAGAGUGGUAAGGGAAAAGGUAUCGAAGGACGGGAAGAGACCACUGACAACUCAGGCUAUGCUGGAGAAAGAUAGAAUCUCUUUGGUUGGUUGGUUUUUGAGACGGGGCUUUCACUGUGCAGUUCUGGCUGGCCUGGAACUCUAGGUCAGACUGGCCUUGAACUCGCAGAGAUCUGUCUGCCUCUGCCUCCCAGAUGCUGGCAUUAAAGUCUUCCAUCCACCCCACCUUCAUCCUCGUGGCCACAGAGCAGAAGACAUUUCCGACUGCUAAGAAGGUCCAGGGGGUGUGGGGUAACCAGGACACCCAAAGCAAGGAAGGGAACUCAAUCAUAAUUAAAUUUGAAUGUGUUUUUAA